Molecule: messenger RNA, 4622 nt
Organism: Liolophura sinensis
Lineage: Eukaryota; Metazoa; Mollusca; Polyplacophora; Chitonida; Chitonidae
Product: angiotensin-converting enzyme-like
Exons: 27
Coding region: 69-3842 (1257 amino acids)
Biological process (GO): proteolysis
Cellular component (GO): plasma membrane
Molecular function (GO): peptidyl-dipeptidase activity; metallopeptidase activity
Source: RefSeq, a predicted model, not a curated record
CAACCCCUAUUCUCCCUGGGGUACGGCCACUUCGUCACUUCUUGUUACAGUGCUGCUGUCUUGAAGAGAUGAAGCCAACAAUUCUGUUGUUGUGUCUUUCGUUGGCACCUUGGGUCACUGAAUCUGCAGCUGUGAACAAUACAACAGCGACAACAACAAAAGCUCCCGCGAGUUCAGGGUUGAUCACCAACACUACCUUAGCUCAGGAAUGGUUGAAGGAGUACAACAGUCAGGCACAGAUUGUAUACAAUCAUAGAGAGAUAGCCGCAUGGAAGUACGAAUCCAACUUGACAGAUCAUAACAAGAAGUUAUCGAUUCAAGCAUCCAUAGAGAAGGACAACUUCAAGGUAGAAGCUAAGAAGAAUGCCUCUCAGUUUGAUUGGGAAAGCUUCACCGAUGACGAUCUCCGGAGAAAGUUCCAGAAGAUAUCAGAUGUGGGAACGUCAGCCCUACCGGAUAAGACCAAGCUGAUGAGGCUGAAUCAACUGGUAGCAGACAUGCAGUCGAUCUACAGCAAGGCUAAAGUGUGUUUGACCGGAGGUAGUUGUGAACAUUUGGAGCCAGGUCUGACUGAGUUAUUUGCCAAAAAUCGAGACUACGAGACUUUAUUGACGGCUUGGAAGACCUGGAGGGAUGUAACCGGCAAGCAGAUGAAGCCAUUGUAUGCGGAGUUCGUCCAGCUUAGCAAUGAGGCCAGCAGAAUUUCAGGCCACAAUGAUACCGGGGAGUACUGGCGGUCAUUCUACGAAGAUCCAAACUUCCGUCAAGAAUUGGAGGACCUGUACAAACAAAUCAAGCCACUGUACGAAAAUCUUCACAUCUACAUCCGCCGAAAACUGAAGCAAACGUACGGAGCGGACAAGUUCCCCAAAAGUGGGCACAUACCGGCACAUCUACUCGGAAACAUGUGGGCACAGCAAUGGGACAACAUAUUAGACGUCGUAUUACCAUACCCUAAUAAACAAAGCGUAGACGUCACACCGGAAAUGAUCAAACAGAAUUACACUUCGCUGAAGAUGUUCGAAACUGCCGAGAGUUUUUUCACUUCACUUGGCCUGAAAAAGAUGAGAGAGGAAUUCUGGAAUCGGUCAAUUAUUGAACGACCGGGCGACGGGCGACCUUUGACCUGUCAUGCCUCUGCUUGGGACUUUUUCGACGGCAAAGACUUUCGGAUAAAAAUGUGCACACGUGUGAACAUGGAGGACUUAAUAACGAUUCAUCACGAGAUGGGACAUAUCCAGUACUUCAUGCAAUACAGUGAUCAGCCGUUAAUAUACAGAGACGGGGCUAAUCCGGGUUUCCAUGAAGCCGUUGGAGACACCUUGGCGUUGUCCGUUGGCACAACGACACAUUUAAACACCCUACAUCUUCUUAAUAAACUGCCAAGUUUUGCAGACAAGGAAUUUCCCAUCAACCAUCUCAUGAAGAUUGCCCUGGAAAAGAUCGCCUUCCUGCCAUUUGGCUAUCUGAUAGAUCUUUACAGAUGGGAUGUGUUUAGUGGCGUUACUGCCGAAUCCCAAUAUAACAAACAUUGGUGGGGCCUCAGAUGUAAAUACCAAGGCUUGUCCCCUCCCGUAUGGCGGUCUGAUGACGACUUUGAUCCAGGUGCCAAGUUCCAUGUCGCUGCUAAUGUUCCCUACAUAAGAUAUUUCGUCAGUUUCAUCGUACAAUUCCAGUUUCACAAGGCACUGUGUGAUGAAGCAGGUCAAGCAGGUCUACCUCUCCAUCAGUGUGAUAUUUACAACUCCACUAAGGCAGGGACACUGCUAAGUAAAAUGCUUAAGAUGGGAUCCUCCAAACCCUGGCCGGAAGCCAUGAAUGUUAUCACGAAACAAAGAAAAAUAGACGCCACGGCACUGAUGGAGUAUUUCCAACCACUCACAGAGUACCUGAAGAAAGAAAACAAUGAUUCAAACGAUACUGUGGGGUGGACCGACAACUGUCCCACUCUAGACGAGGAAGAACGAGCGCAAGAAUGGCUGCAUAAUACCUACGAACCAUUAGCAGAGCUUAACUCUUACAAUGAAGCUGUAGCUGACUGGAACUACGACACAAAUCUGACCAAGCAUAACCAAGCUAUUACGCUGCAAAUGAACUUGGCGUACACGGCGUUUGCCAAGGAGGCCGCCAAAAAUGCAUCCAGUUUUGAAUGGAAAAACUUCCGGAACCCGGACACCCGGAGACAGAUGGAGAGUGUGACGGAUCUGGGCAUAUACGCUUUGGAUAAUACUACUAAAUUGAAAAGGCUGUCGGAGCUGACGUCACAGAUGGAGGGUAUGUACAGUAAGGGUGAAGUGUGUUUGGAGAAGGAUCGCUGUUUGGAGAUAGAGCCAGAUUUGACCCGCUUAAUGGCUUCUAGCAGAGAUUAUCAUGAGCUGGCAAAAGCCUGGGAAGGAUGGCGGAACGUCACAGGAAAACUCAUGAAGCCAUUGUACGAGGAGUUUGUCGAUCUAAGCAACGAGGCAGCACGAGCAUCGGGAAUUUACAACGACACUGGGGUUGCCUGGCGCUCAGCGUACGGUAAAAACGACACCUUGGCCGAUGACCUGGAGGAGCAGUUUAAGAAGGUCCGACCUUUCUAUGAACAAUUACAGGCCUACGUCCGUGGUAAACUCCGUCAGGUGUAUGGUAAAGCAUUGUUCCCAACCAGCGGUCAUAUCCCUGCGCACCUUCUUGGUAACAUGUGGGCCCAGCAAUGGAAUAACAUAUACGAUAUUGUCAAGCCUUACAAAGAUCAGCCAGCCAUUGAUGUGACACCUGAACUGAAGAAGCAAAAAUUCACAGCGCUUCGUAUGUUCAAGACAUCUGAGGAAUUCUACAAAUCUAUUGGGUUACUUCCAAUGCCAGAAACUUUCUGGAAUGAUUCAAUGAUCACCAAACCGACAGACGGUAGGAAGGUUGUAUGUCAUGCCUCAGCCUGGGACUUCAGUAAUAGACACGAUUACAGAAUAAAGAUGUGUACGGACAUAACAAUGGAGGACCUAAUCGUGAUUCAUCAUGAGAUGGGACACAUUCAGUACUAUCUCCAAUAUAAGGAUCUCCCUAUCACCUAUAGGACAGGUGCAAAUCCAGGAUUUCACGAAGCUGUAGGUGACACGCUGGCGCUCUCAGUAUCUACUCCAGGGCACCUCCGAAAAAUUGGACUUCUCACUUCGUCUAAUACAUCUUACGAAAGUACAAUUAACUUCCUGCUUAAGAUCGCACUGGAGAAGAUCGCCUUCCUGCCAUUUGGCUACUUGAUUGACCAAUGGCGGUGGAGCGUGUUCAGCGGAGAAACACAGCCACGUGACUACAACGAGAAAUGGUGGGAUCUGAGAUGUAAAUAUCAGGGAGUGUCUCCACCUGUCACUCGACAUGAAACGGACUUUGAUCCAGGGGCAAAAUACCACGUGGCGUCCAAUACUCCUUAUAUAAGAUAUUUCGUCAGCUUCAUCGUCCAGUUCCAGUUCCACAAGGCCCUAUGUGAUGCUGCUGGUCAUAAGGGCCCAUUACACGAAUGUGACAUUUACAGGUCAAAGGAAGCAGGAACACUCUUAAGUGACAUGCUGAAGAUGGGAGCGUCCAAGCCUUGGCCCGAUGCCAUGUAUCGAAUAACCGGCCAACGAGAGAUGGACGCCGGAGCGUUGAUGGAAUACUUUCAGCCUCUCAUAGACUGGUUGAAGGAGCAGAAUGUGAAUGAGAACUUAGGUUGGUCGACUAAGUGCCCGCCUCCGCCCGACUCUAUCCCCAAAAAUACCUGUAUGAGAGCUAACAAACGUACGGGGUCAUCCCCAAGACUUACCGUUACCUCACAUGUGGUGUUCUUAAGUAUUGCCCUGGGUUGGCUUCUGAAUUGUCGCUGAUGCUAUUAUUAAUAGAUCUCAAAGGUUGCAAAGAUUCCCCUGAAGGCUUGUACAUGCAUAACCUUUCAUCGGUAGCACUACAUGUUUCAUCAUGGUGACGAAUGUGAUAAUCCAGAUAUUUGCAGUAAAGACGUUUCCAGGCGUCACUGAGUAAAACCCAUUAUUUAGUGUGUAAUGUAUGUGUAAUUCUAGAGAUAAAUUAUGCAAAUGAUCUGAAAUAAUUAAGCCUUUCAAGUUCUGCUUUUGGUACCCAAUACCGCAUGUCUGUGUGUAUAUUCAAUGCGUUGGGUAACGGUAAAAUCAGAGUCCCAUGCAUGCAUGGGAGUAUACACAUGAUUUCAAGAUGUUUGACCAAUUUGUAAAUAUAAGCGGAUUGGCCAUUUGAUAUUAUUGAUUUAUUGAUAUCUUACAAUAUUCAAGUCUACACACAAAUUCCUGAAGACGUCUUAUAGAACAGUUAACAUUAACUGAAAAAAUCCAUACCUGACGAGGUUUUGUUACGUGCAUUAUAUUAAAUCAUUCUAGUGUGUUCAUAACGGAGUGAAUGUGCUGGCUCUUACCAAUGAUAAACAAAUACAAAUCACUCCAUGUAGUCAUAAAUGCGGUUUUUUCCCUGCCAUUCAGGCCUGUAAUCGAUCCAGUGGUUCAUCCCUUACAGCUGUUUGGCAUUUUUUCAAUUUUUUUAAUCUUUUUGUGUAUUUUUGCUUUUCCAUUGGUUUUCUCACAGGAUUUCUCGCUGCGUAUUUAAUCCAGGAUUAUCCGGGCAUUAAAAUAUUACAA